Molecule: messenger RNA, 942 nt
Organism: Cynara cardunculus var. scolymus (artichoke)
Lineage: Eukaryota; Viridiplantae; Streptophyta; Magnoliopsida; Asterales; Asteraceae
Product: ribosomal protein S10, mitochondrial
Biological process (GO): translation
Cellular component (GO): ribosome; small ribosomal subunit; mitochondrion
Molecular function (GO): structural constituent of ribosome
Source: RefSeq, a predicted model, not a curated record
UCUGAGCUCGCGAAAGUCUCUCACUCUCUCUUGGCUCUUCCCCGUUUGGUUUAUCUGUCUUCGCGACUCUCGAUCCGUCUCAUCGUCGCCGGAUUUACUUUUCCUGCUGAUUCCGUUCUCAUGCAUAACGUAUUUUGAGGGCGUAGGGCCGGAAUCCACCUACGUACGCACCUCAUACGAAAUCAAUCGCAUAGAAGCUGGGCAUUUCCGCCGUGGAGCCACCUGUAACCAUCAUGGCUUCUUCACUGAGAAAUUUUUUGCUUAGAAGUUCUUCAGGCGAUGCCAUUGUCAGGCAUGAAAUGAGGAGAUACAAAUCCGAUUCUACCACCAAAAUGCAGAUAAUAAUUCGAUCUCAUGAACCGAUUGAGAAAGGCCUUUACUGGGAUCUUCCAUCUGACACCCGCAAGAUCGGAUUGCCUACAAGACGACAUUUAUUCACCGUGUUGAAAUCGCCUUUUGUUCAUAAAAAGGCAAGAGAACAAUUUCAUGUGCAAUCGAACAAGCAAAUGCUGGUGAUGGAAGCCAAACGGCAUGAACUGAACAAGAAAUACUUCUGGUUGAAACGCCAACGCAUCUUUGGAGCUCAGUUUGAAAUCUUGUUUUCGUUCAAGACUCGAUUGGACAAAGAAAAGCUUCUGGAAAUCGUUCAACCCAAGGAUGUUUUCGAAGACGGCAAAGUUGAAGAGCUCUGUAAUGAUGGCACUUAAUUGAUUAAGCCUUCUCUUUCAGCAAACAACAAUGGAUCAUUUCCUCAUGGCCUUGCUCUGAUGCUUCGUUCAGCUGUAAGCUGAUCUUUACUUUUUUGUGAUUAAUACAUUUGCUUAAUGCAAUAAGACAUCGUUUUAGGGGAGAUACUAUAUGUUUUGUCAUUCGAGGUUUUGUUUAUGUCUCUAGUCGUAUCAUUUAUGUUAUAUUUAAUAAAAGGAUAAGUUGCAUGAAAAA